Messenger RNA from Cynoglossus semilaevis (tongue sole), 1040 nucleotides. It is a transcript of the gene rgs5b, whose product is annotated as regulator of G protein signaling 5b. The record is from RefSeq and is a predicted model, not a curated record. Bases 95 to 634 code for a protein of 179 amino acids. NCBI's taxonomy places the organism in Eukaryota, Metazoa, Chordata, Actinopteri, Pleuronectiformes, Cynoglossidae. The transcript is spliced from 5 exons.
CCCUCUCCGUGCGGAGAAGGGCAGACCAAGCUGAGGCUAAGAACAGAGCUCUGUGACUGAUACUUCAGGAAGGAGCCCUCUGGGAAUAUUCACCAUGUGCAGAGGACUGGAAGCACUUCCGAUCACCUGCCUGGAGAGGGCAAAGGAGCUGAAAGCUCUCAUCGGAAGUUUGCUCCUGAAGUCGGAUCACAUCACCGGCACGGGGCAGUUCAAGAGGUGCGACAAACCCAGGUUGAACUGCGACAAUCCUCCCGAAUGGAAAGAGUCCUUUGAAAAGCUGCUGUCCAGCCAAAGUGGGCUGUGCUUAUUCAGAGUGUUCCUCGUGUCGGAAUUCAGCGAGGAAAACAUUGCCUUCUACCUGGCUUGCGAGGACUACCGAGCAACCAAACCUUCAAAGCUGUCCACGAAGGCGAAGAAAAUCUAUGAUGAGUUCAUCGGAGCGGAGGCGCCCAGAGAGGUCAAUCUGGACCACGCGACAAAAGCCAUCACCAAGGAGCUGCUGGAGAACCCCAGCCGGUCGUCCUUCGACCUGGCCCAGUCCAAAAUCUACGCCCUGAUGGAGAAGGACUGCUACCCUCGCUUCCUCAAGUCCUCCACGUAUCUGGAGCUCUGCAGAAAGUCCAAGACGGGAUAAGAACCGUAGGGGGCCCCCGGGACUCCUCGGAUCCAACCACGCUCCUCGAAGGCAUCGGACGCAACGGCCCGAGACCGAAGAAGGUCGCGGCGCCGUCGAUGUCUCGAUCCAAGGGGGGUUUCGCGUGAAGGCGUCGUCGACGUCGCAGAGUCAAGCACUGGCGAGAGUCCGAGCUCGACGCUGGACAAGAGCCGAAGGAGGCGUACUUGAACAUGAACUCGAGAAAUGACACACACACACACACACACCAACAACCAAAACUACCACUGGAAGACAUGUCCACGGCAUAGCUGUUUAUUUAUUUAUUUAUUUAUGAAGUGAAUUUUUACUACCUGAAUGUUCCGUUUUCUACGUGUUAAUCUGAAGUACUGUACCGACGGGUGGGGGCGGGGGGUGGGGGACGAAG